Messenger RNA from Acanthosepion pharaonis, 702 nucleotides. NCBI's taxonomy places the organism in Eukaryota, Metazoa, Mollusca, Cephalopoda, Sepiida, Sepiidae. The record is from the annotation of a GenBank genome assembly.
AUGAGUCACCGUAUUCUCAGCCGAGCUUUUUCAGCCACAAUUACUUACCACAACAGAGAGAACCGAGCCAAAAAUGGAAUUUGUGUGGCAAACCACACAUCACCGAUAGAUGUCAUCAUUCUUUCAUGUGAUAACUGCUAUGCAAUGGUGGGCCAAGCUCAGGGAGGCUUCAUGGGACUAAUGCAGAGAGCCAUGGCUAGGGCUACUGCUCAUAUUUGGUUUGAAAGGUCAGAGGUCAAAGACAGAGAAGCGGUUGCACGAAGAUUAGAAGAACACGUUGAAGAUGAACAAAAAUUGCCAAUCCUAAUAUUUCCUGAAGGCACAUGUAUCAAUAACACUUCUGUGAUGAUGUUUAAAAAAGGUAGCUUUGAAGUAGGCAAGAUUAUUUAUCCUGUUGCUGUAAAGUAUGAUUCCAGAUUUGGUGAUGCCUUUUGGAACAGCAGCAAAAAGAACCUUGUUUUACAUUUAUGUGACAUAAUGUCCAGUUGGGCUCUUGUUUGUGAUGUUUGGUAUCUUCCUCCAAUGAGUAAAAUGGAGGGUGAAGAUGCAGUGUCAUUUGCCAACAGAGUAAAAGCUGAAAUUGCCAGGAAAGGUGGCUUGGUGGACUUGGAAUGGGAUGGUCAACUGAAGCGAAUGCAAGCAAAGAAAAGUUGGCAAAAGAAACCUCAAGAACAAUAUAGCAAGACUAUCAAGAUUGAUUAA